CUUCCGGUCAGCUGUGAUUGGUGUGUGGCCGGGGAGGGGGGCUAGGCUGAGCUGGAGGCGCGAAGGCUCGAAGAAACGGAAGGGCCGAUGGAGUGGCCCCCUGCGCUCUGAGACAUAAAAUUUGAAAUAAAUAAGGGAAAAGAACCCUUACAAUGUCUUCGGUAGUGUCAGAAUAUACCAUUGGUGGGGUGAAGAUUAUCUUUCCUUGCAAGGCUUACCCUUCACAGCUUGCUAUGAUGAAUGCAAUUGUUAAGGGGUUAAAUUCCAGGCAACAUUGUUUGUUGGAGAGCCCCACAGGAAGCGGUAAAAGUUUGGCGUUACUUUGUUCUGUAUUAUCAUGGCAGCAGUCUCUGCAUGAGAAGUCACUGGAUGAGUUCUCAUGUGAAAAGGAAUGCAAAAAACCAGAGACUUCAUUGCCAUGUCACUGUAGAUGCCAUUCCCAGGCUGUGACUAAUGACACUACUGCAGAUGUGAACCAAGGUGCUUCUUGUUCUUUCACUAAUUGUAAAGCAGCAACUUCCAUAAAAAGUGAAACACCAUCAACAGACAAAGUAAUGAAUACUCCUGUUACAGUACAUAAUGCAAAAGUCACACUGUCUUCAAAAUUAUCUGCAAAGAAAUGGGCAUCUUUACACGGAGAUGAAAAUGACGACUUUCAAGUGGACAGGAAAAGGAUACGUUUAUUAGAAACUGAGCAGCAGAUAAGAAAACGUCAUUGUUUUGCAAAGGGAGUGCAGUUUGUUGAUGCUUUGGAAGUUUAUCAACAGCGAAGAAAUGGGGAACUGAUUGUUCACUCAGAAAAAAUUGCUGCUUUCUCUCCAAAAACAUCUCCUGGCCCCUGCACACAGUGUUCCUGUUCUUCUGCAAAAGAAAAUGGUAAAAAUGUUAGUAAUGCAAAGAGGAAGGAAAAUGGAGGAAAGCCACACAUCCCCAAAAUAUUUUUUGGAACUCGAACACACAAGCAAAUAGCUCAGAUUACUAGAGAGCUGCAGAGGACAGUGUACUCCAGUGUCCGUAUGACGAUUCUUUCUAGCCGGGAUCAUACCUGUGUUCAUCCAGUGGUAUCCAGAAGUAGUAACAGGAAUGAAAAAUGCGCGGACUUGCUGGAAGGAAAAAAUGGCGGGUCCUGUGUUUACUACCAUGGUGUCCAUAAACUUAGUGAACAUCAUGCUCUACAGUUUGCACGUAAGAAGUGUCAGGCUUGGGACAUAGAAGAUCUAGUAAGCCUGGGAAAGAAGCUACGUGCAUGUGCCUAUUUUGCAGCUCGAGAACUCAUGGUGGGGGCGGAUAUUGUAUUUUGUCCUUACAACUACCUGCUGGACCCACAAAUAAGAGAGAGUAUGGAGAUUAACUUAAAAGACCAAGUCGUCAUUUUAGAUGAAGCUCAUAAUAUUGAAGAUUGUGCACGGGAGUCAGCCAGUUACAGUGUUACAGAAACACAGCUGAGAUUUGCUCGAGAAGAACUUGAUAUCAUGGUGGUCAACAACAUCAGACGGAAGGACCAUGAUCCCCUGCGGGCUGUGUGCUACAGUCUGACAAAUUGGCUGCAGGAAAGCUCUGGUCAGCUUAAAGAAAGGGGAUAUGAAACCUCCUGUAAAGUUUGGAGUGGAAAGGAAAUGCUCGCCAUUUUGCACAAUAUGGGAAUAACAAAUGCUACAUUUCCUAUCUUGCAGAAACAUUUUGCAGCUGUCCUUGAAAAAGAAGAAAAAGUAUCGAAUCUUCAUGAAGGAGAUGAGCUUAUUGAGGUUCCUAUUGUGAGCCCUGCCACUCAAAUUGUGCUAAAAGGGUUAUUCAUGGUUCUGCUAUAUCUUUUUAAAGAUAACAACAGAUUUGCAGAUGACUACAGAGUUGCUUUGCAACAAACAUAUGUUUGGACAAAUGAAAAGCAACUUGAUAUUCCAGAUAAAAAUGCUUUCUUUGUACAACCAAAACAUCAGAGGAGUUCACGGCAGAAAACAGCAGUCCAUACGCUUAACUUUUGGUGCUUGAAUCCAGCUGUGGCCUUUUCAGAUUUAAGUGGUAAUGUCAGGACAAUUGUUCUAACGUCUGGUACGCUCUCUCCAAUGGACUCAUUUUCUUCAGAACUUGGUGUGAAGUUUACUAUCCAGCUUGAGGCAAAUCAUGUUAUUCAUAACUCACAGGUUUGGGUCGGCACCGUUGGGGCAGGCCCCAAGGGUCGGAAGUUGCAUGCCACAUUCCAGCAUACAGAGACCUUUGAAUUCCAGGAUGAAGUGGGAGCACUUCUGCUUUCAGUGUGUCAAACUGUUGGCCAAGGGGUCUUAUGCUUUUUGCCAUCUUAUAAGUUGUUGGAUAAAUUAAAAGAUCGCUGGAUGCAUACUGGCUUAUGGAGAAACUUGGAGCUUGUUAAGACAGUCAUUGCAGAGCCUCAAGGAGGAGACAAGGCUGACUUUGAUGCACUGCUCCAAAUAUACUAUGAUGCAAUAAAAUAUAAAGGAGGAAAAGAUGGAGCACUUCUUAUAGCAGUAUGCAGAGGUAAAGUUAGUGAAGGCUUGGAUUUCUCUGAUGACAAUGCCCGUGCUGUUAUAACUAUUGGUAUUCCAUUUCCAAAUGUGAAAGACCUUCAGGUUGAGUUAAAGAGGAAAUACAAUGACCAGCACUCAAAGACAAGAGGCCUUUUACCAGGGAGCCAGUGGUAUGAAAUUCAAGCUUACAGAGCUCUCAACCAGGCACUGGGCAGGUGUAUUCGUCACAAAAAGGAUUGGGGUGCUCUUAUGUUAGUUGAUGAUCGCUUCAGGAGUAACCCUAAUAAAUACAUAACUGGAUUAUCCAAAUGGAUUCGUCAACAAAUCCAGCACCAUGAGAACUUUAGUACUGCACUUGAUUCGUUGGAUGCAUUUGCUAAAAAAAAUCAAGUGGGCGCUGGUUUUUCAACCCAGUGUAAUAGUGAAUCUCUGCUCAUACAUUCAAGUUCAAAAGAUCCGUCAUCAACUUCGUUAUGGGAGGCAUCUAUUCAUCUGUCACCGGAUGUUCCUGUUGAAAGUAAGGUGCAGAAUUUGGUCCUAGAAGCUCAUUCGCCUACAGCAAUCAACACAGUUAAUUCUACAGCAUCCAGUCAAUCAAGUAACAGCAUGGCAACAAAGAAAAAUGGUCAGAAUUUUGGUGUAGAAAAUCAUAUUCACCAAACAGAGAGGAGAGAAAAACAUAUGGAUUCCAAACCAAAAAGUCCUGCCAUCAAAAAAGAAAGGGAAAAAAGGAAUAGCUGGACUAAUGCUGACCUUAUGAAACAAUACUUCAGCAAUAAGCCACUGACUUCAACACCUCUGUCUGUGAAUGAAAAGAAAUGCUUCUCCAAAGCUAUGUGCAAACAAAAAAGGAGAACUAUUGAAUCUAGUCAGCCUGUUGUUAAUGAACACCAGUGCCAGUCAUCAUUACUUACAGAACAUACACCAAGUGGACCGGCAUUACAACUGGAAACAACUAGUUCCUCAAAAAAAAAGGGUGAGGCUGCAGCUGCUGAAGAACAUCCUGCUGAACAGCAAUUCUGCACUGAUGGAGUCAUAGACCAAUGCAUUGAGUUAUCUCCAGUAAGAGGAAAAAUUGAACUUUCAACGUUAAAUGUAGCCAUAGAAGCAGAAGCUGAGGAUGACAGUAUCUAUUUUACACCUGAACUUUAUGAUGAUAUAGAAUCAGAGGAACAGCAAAUUGAACCAUUAAUUCAAACGUGUAAUAAUACUGUGAAUCAGAAUGAACAUGGAGCUUGCAUUGUAGCUGAAGAUCUUUUUGAAAUCAGUACUUCAAAAGUAGUAAGCUCAAUUGGAGAAAUAAAAAGUAAUGAUAACAUGAACACAGAAUUAGCUAUAAUAAGGCAAAAAGACAAGAUUAAGGGUAAUGCAGAUAGUGAUGCUGAAAGUAUUACUAGAGUAGGAGAAGUGGAACAGAAAAAAUAUCAGGAAAUGGACACCAGAGAAAAGAAAAGUAAACUUUCCAGAUCACGAAACAAAGGACUGAAUGUGCAAAGAGCAUGCAAACGAAGAACCAAGAAAGCUGCUAGUAGGGGAAAUGGCUUCAUCUGUGAAAGAAAGGAAACACGCAGCCAACCUUGCAGGUCAGGACUGUAUUGUAUUGUCUGUGGAGCUGAAAUAUUACCAAACGCAGAAGGUCUGGCUCCUUCCAUCAUCUGUUCGUUAUUGCUUACUGCUACAGAUCCCUCAAGAACUGAAAACAGGCUUUUUGGAGUAGAAGCUAUCUUGAAAAAUGUUGCUGAUGUAUGCCACACAGUUACCGGGACUAAUAAGACAGAUAAGUAAAGGGUUUUAUUCUUUAAUGUCAGCUCAGAACUAUUUUUCAGUGCAGUUGCAGAAGCAGCACUAUCUUUGUACACAUGUAAAAUGAUUGAAAAGAAUUAUCAGGUUAAAAAUCAUGGCUGUAGUCCUGGCCCUAUUGAAAUCAAUGGAAGUUACACCCUUGACAUCAAUAAAGCCAGGAUUCCACCCCGUAUUUAAACAGAAAUCUUUAACUGUUAUUAGCUGGAGGGGUUACAAAUGCAGGCAAAGAAUGUUUUAAAAUUUUGAUUUCCUUUUCAUUUUCUGGCUGUUUGUCUACUUAUCUGCCCUUCAGAGUAUAAGAUGGAAAGCAGCCUCCUCAAUUUCAGUUGUUUCUAGUCAGUUUCAAGUUGGCUUCACUUUUUCUGGUUUUCAUGAAUUUGCAGCCCCAGCACUGCAGUGUUUGGACUCCAAACAUUUCAAGGGAAUAUUUAAAUCCCCACAACGCAAAAUGUUUAAAUUCUUUUUUUAAAACAAAAAUUAUGACAACAUUAACAUCUGUUUAUGUUUUUAAAAAAUCCCAUAUUUGGCCCAAACUACCUAAGAAUGUCCUUUUAAUGAAAACAAACCUUCAGUCCUUUUUGCAAACGUACCAUAAAUGGAUAUAGUAGAAAUGACAGAUACAUAUCAAUGUCAUUUUAGAGUAUGUUUAAAAAAACCAACCAAGUUAUUUGUCUUAGGAAAUAUCAAACUUUUAUUGGGAAUUUGGAAAAUAUUUUUGGCUAGCAUGAAAAGUAAAAUCCUGCACCACAAUGUACAGGCGUGGGCACAGAGACUGAACAGAUGGACUGCUGUAAAACAACCAUUUAAUAAGGCAUUAAAAUGCCAUCGACUUGGACACACACACAAAAAAAAGCUAUGAAAAUAAAUGCCUUUCAAAUAAUUAGGGUCUUAUGCCUGAGACUAGCAUUGAUCUCUGUGCAAAGAUUUUCCUGCUGAAAUCAGGCCAGUCUAAGUCUGAUUGUGUAAGGAAGAAAUUAGUGUGUAAAUCAUCUGCUCCUUGAGAUUUUUGGUUCUGUUUCCGCUGUAUAUGACCGUUCAUGUAAAUGAUCAUUUUAGACAUUUUAGAUCUCCCUCUCCCGUUUGGUUUAUUAUGCCCAAAAAACAUUGUUAAUUGAAUCCCAGAUUUUUAUCAUGAAUAUGUGAAACAGUUAAAUCACUAGCUUUUACUCCCAGUGAAUGCAUAAGGAUAAUAGCCAGUCUAGCAGAUGCAGCCAGGAAUAGGAACAGAACCCAUUUCUGUUCUAGAAAGUGUAGUAUGACUUUACUUUCCCUCAAAGUAAUGUACAAACAUUGAUUCUAAGUUUUAACAAUAGUCUGCAAACAUAGCUGCUGUGAAAAAUAGAUCAUUCAUUUGUACAAAUUCACCCAUUCAGUAUAACAGCAUUUCUUAGGAGCAAUUUUCAGCAACUAUUAAUGCUUGCAAAUAUGAAAGUAACUUCUAAUUUGUGCCAUAGUUAUUGUUGUAAAUAUAACCCCAGUUUGCAUGGUUCAAAAAGUCUCCACUAUUUAAAAAGAAAAAGAUCUGGAAAAUAACGAAUCCAUAAUAUUUAAAUUUUUCAAUAUGUAAAAUGACCAAAAUAUUUGUUUAGAUAAUGACUAUGAUGCAAGAAUAUUUUGUAAAGCUGUAUUUUGUUUAUUGCCUCCAAAUAAGUAUUUUUAUAAAUAAUAGUAAUAAGAAAUUUGAAUCCCCAAAAGCACAUUUAAGUAUGUUAAGGUUGUGGAAGAAGGUAAUACAAAGUGAUUUAAGGAAGGCGUGGAUUAUCCACUUUCACUUUGAAUUUCGUAGGUUUUUAUCAGCUUUUAUCACAAAUGUAGUGUUGCAUAAACUUUAUUUUUGUUAUGGAGUAACCUUGCAGUUCUUGUCCAUUUUCCCAACUAUUAACUUUAAGAACCUUGAGGAAAUUAAUGAACAUAACUUUCAUAUUAUAAUUCUUAUUUUAUGUUUGUCAGUAUUCAAUAAUCAGCAACAAAAUAAAUGUUUUAAACUUCCAGUUCAGUGUGCUUCCUACUUUUUUAAUAACCAAGAGCCAUAUUACAUUCAGAUGCUCUCAUAUUUAACAUACAGAAUUGGGUCAGGUGAUCAGAGUCUGUAUGUAAUUUCGUUACCAGUCAAAAUAGAAGAUGAAACUUGGUCUUUAAGUUGCAGUGUCUUUUAUUAAUCACAUCUUAUAUGGCUCUGCUGCUAGCACACUUUUUUUAAAGGUGUGAAAAAUUGCACUACGGAAGAAUUUCAUAGGUGGAAACCUUAAUUUUUUAAUAAGAUUCUAAGUUUAUCAAUAAUUGCUCUGGUUGUAAAGAUUUGGGCAGAAUUUUUAGGGUCCAAUGAACUUGCUGUUAAAGUGUUGCCAUUUGGCUAGGAGUACAUCCCAAUUAGUACCUCUUCUAUCCAAAGCAGUCGCAGAAUGUACAGGGCAGUUUUUUUCUGAGUCUGUUGUAAAUGAUUAGUCCAAAAGGCGAGCAUAAAACGUAAAACUAGUCCCCUGCAGGAGUCGGCUGGAGGAAAUUAAAGGAUCAACAACAUAAGAGAAGCACUGAGGUAGGAUUGUUCCAGGCUACAGCCACAGGCUUUCACGUGCACUCAGGAAAUUGACUUAAUCAAAAACUGAGGAUUCAGGCAUAAGGAUGAGAAUGAUAAGGCAGGUGAUGAUUCUAAAUCAUGUCUCAACAUCACAGAAUUGUAUAGGGUUUUUCCCCCCCCACCAGUAAAAAGCAUGUUUCCUACAGAAAGGUGGAAUCUCAUCCUUAUAAGUUAGCAAAAGCUCCGCAUAAGUGAGAGCUCAAACUCAAUAGAGAUUAGUAAAUAAUGGUGGUUCACGUUCUCCAAAAAGGCACCGUUUAGACAGAAUUUUGUGCAAAUUUUAAAAAAUGAGGAUUUUUAGAUUAUGCUGUUCUUUCCAGAAUGCUGCUGCUGCUGGCAGCUACGUGUGCUGGGGCUCGUGUCUUGGAAUCAGGCAGGGUAUUCGCUUGAAUGUUGUGAAUAAAUUCAUAUAGCAUGAAUCUGGCUGUCUUUUGGGCCUUGUAUAAGGCUGAAGCUUUUCCAGGGGAGCCAGGAAGACUUACAAGAAGAGAAAUGCACCAAUCUAAGUUUGGGUUUCAAAAUAUGUUUGAAAGUUGGCAUCUGGCAACAUGCUAGUGAAGCCCAAAGAGUUGGGAGAGUGAGAGGCCCAGAGCAUGUAGAAGAAACAGCAAACCUUCGUUUCAGAAA
Messenger RNA from Mauremys reevesii (Reeves's turtle), 7491 nucleotides. RefSeq names its product BRCA1 interacting protein C-terminal helicase 1 (gene BRIP1). Bases 153 to 4268 code for a protein of 1371 amino acids. The transcript is spliced from 23 exons. Gene Ontology annotation, molecular function: hydrolase activity, acting on acid anhydrides, in phosphorus-containing anhydrides; DNA binding; DNA helicase activity. Gene Ontology annotation, cellular component: nucleus. Lineage: Eukaryota; Metazoa; Chordata; Testudines; Geoemydidae. Gene Ontology annotation, biological process: double-strand break repair involved in meiotic recombination; nucleotide-excision repair. The record is from RefSeq and is a predicted model, not a curated record.